Molecule: messenger RNA, 1046 nt
Organism: Coffea eugenioides
Lineage: Eukaryota; Viridiplantae; Streptophyta; Magnoliopsida; Gentianales; Rubiaceae
Exons: 3
Coding region: 222-755 (177 amino acids)
Biological process (GO): positive regulation of DNA-templated transcription; chloroplast organization
Cellular component (GO): nucleus
Molecular function (GO): zinc ion binding; DNA binding
Source: RefSeq, a predicted model, not a curated record
AAGCAAAAUCACGCUGUAGUACAUCCACGAUCACACAUUCGUCCCUUCCCUCCCCCAGCCAGUCUCACUUUUAAGUCUUUUAAACUUCUCUUUAAGGAUUGCAGCGUCUAAAAGUUCUAGCAGGAGAACUUAAACAGAUUUGAAUUUUAAUAGUAAGGACUAUUUUGAGUCGUAAUAAAGAAAGACUCAAAGGACUUUGAGGCUCGAACUGAAGGAAAAAUAUGGGGCUAAAAGCACUUCCCCUGUCACCCUCUCAGAAUGGGUUCCUGGGUAAUGCAGCGGUUGCGCCAAAAUUCUUCAGAUACCAUUCUAGCAGAAGCUGCAACUUCAUUGCUGUUUCCGCCAAGAAUGAGAGCGCUAGCACCGAAGAAGAAGCGGGCAACACAGAGAAGAAGCAGUCGCUGUUUUCAAGUGUGACAGAAGCUCUGGACUUUUCUCAGGUCCGAUCAGCUAAGGAUGCCGAGCUCUUGGAAGAAGCUAGCGAAUCUACGCGCUCAGGUGGACGCAUGAGUAGGGAACAGUAUGGGGCUCUUAGAAGGAAAAUCGGUGGAACAUACAAAGAUUUCUUCAAAUCCUAUAUUGAAGUGGAUGGACAAUACGUUGACGAAGGAUGGGUUGACAAAACAUGCAAAGUUUGCAAGAAAGAUACCAGGGGUGAACCAAGGCAAGUGGAUAAAUUCGGGAGAUACGUUCAUGUAGAAUGUCUUGAGAAGUCCAAGUCCGGAAAUUUUUUCACAAGGCUCUUCUCCAGCUGACUUCUGGAAGAGGCACAUCACCCUCAAGAUUGCCCCCUCCUCCUGGGCUUAGGUUUUGAUUAACCUAUUUCCAUAUGGACACAAUAGUUGUACGCUUCGUAUAUUGAAAUCGCAGUUCAGGCAUGUUUGAGUGAAAUCAGCUCCUAAACAUUUGUUUUUUCCCUUCUAAUUUUGGUGGGCUCUGCAUGGGUUGAGGCUGGAUGAACUUCUUAAGCAUUUUGUAAGUUUCAUUUUUGUGUGGAGUAUCUAUGGAGUCCAAACUUACUCUAAUAAUUUUAGAUUCUUCACUCA